Messenger RNA from Coffea arabica (coffee), 3202 nucleotides. RefSeq names its product protein MLN51 homolog. Gene Ontology annotation, molecular function: mRNA binding. The record is from RefSeq and is a predicted model, not a curated record. NCBI's taxonomy places the organism in Eukaryota, Viridiplantae, Streptophyta, Magnoliopsida, Gentianales, Rubiaceae. Gene Ontology annotation, cellular component: exon-exon junction complex. Gene Ontology annotation, biological process: mRNA processing.
CUCCUCUUUUUUUCCUUCUCUCGUUUACUCCCCAACUAUUCUCGGAUUGCUGCCAUUGACGGCAACACCUCCUAUAAAAAGAAAAUCCAAAACAAUAUUAGAAAUAAAUCCAAUAUUCCUUUUCUUUUCUUUCCAUUAUUUUCCUCCCAAAUAGAGGGGAAAAAAAUUUCUAGGGUUUUCCGCACCCUGACCUAACCCCCACCCUCCAAUUCCCAAGAUUUUACCCCCAGAGAACCCUAAUUUCUAACUUAAUUCGAUUUUAUUGAGCUUUAAUUGUUCGAGGAGGGUUUGAACUUUUUCGUUGGAUUGCAUUGUUCUGGAUUUUGAGUGAAGAGUUAGGACUAUUUUUUUUCCUGAAUAUUUGAAGAGAUGGCGGAGGCAGCGAAAGAAGAAGAGGUGGAGUACGAGAGCGAUCCGGAGGAGACGAAGCUGUCGUUGAAGAUGCGGAGGAGGGAGGCGAGCGAUGAUGAGGAGGAAGAGGGUGGAGAUGGAGAGGAUAGCGAGAGGGGAGAGGCCUUUAAGCCGCGUAGGAGAAUCGUUGACUCCGACGUUGAGUCGGACGGUCAAGGGGCUGCGGCAGAAUACGAGGACGAAGAGGAGGAGGAGGAGGACUAUGGCGAGGAGGAAGAGGAUGAAUUAAUUGACGAGGAAGACUACGCGGAGGAGGAUGAGGUUUAUGUGGGAGAGAGAAGGGGUGAAAUUGGAGAAGUUGAGGCGGUGGGGAAGGAGGCUGAGGCGCAGGUGGACGGACGAAAAGAAAGCCGUGAGGACAGAGUGGGACCCAAGUCAAUUGAAGGGCUACAAGGAUCCAUUGACGAUGGUCAUUUUGAAGACGGUGCAAACGAGAAUCAGCAGGGGGAAGAGAUGGGGGAAGAGAUAGGGGACGAGGGGGAGAAGAAAGAGAUCGAGCCAUAUGCUGUGCCUACUGCUGGGGCUUUUUAUAUGCAUGAUGACAGGUUUCGCGACAAUGCUGGUGGAAGAAACAGGCGGACUUUUGGUGGUAGAAAAUUGUGGGAAUCAAAGGAUGACAAGAAAUGGGGUCAUGACAAGUUUGAGGAGUUGACUAUGCAGGAAAGGCAUUUUGAUGAAGGUCGGAGGAAUUCAAGAGGGAGAUAUCGAGGUCGAGGUAGGAAACGAGGUGCAGAACGGGGCGGAUAUGUAAGAGGAAGCAGGCCAAGGGCAUAUAACACUAAUAGCAAUCAAAAUAAGAAUAACAAUCAGAAUAAUGCUCUGAAAAGUGUGAGGGGACGAGGACCUAGAAGGUAUCAGCCAUCUUUUAAGAGCAACGAUGAAGUGCGUCCUGCCCUUAACCAACAGUCUGGAAAGAUAGCUGAGAAACCAUUGAAUGCUAAUGCUGGGAGAGUAUCUGCACCUGCAUCAAAUGUGGAAUCUGAAGUAGCUCCUGCUAAAAAACAUGUUUUUGCCUCAAGUUUGAAUUCAGCUUCACCUCCAUUUUAUCCCUCUGCCUCUACCUCUAGCUCUAAAGAGAUUGCUGUAACGCAGAAGAGGGAUUUACAUCCUGGGACAAAUAACCGUCGGAUCCAUCCUGUUGUGGAUGAAAGUUUUUCUACAGCACAAUCCAGUGCAGUCCAACGAGGAAAGAGUGUAGUUGAUUCUAUUGGCAUGGAUAAACUUUACAUCAAUGAUUCAAUUGCCACAGUUGCUGGGAAACCUUCAACCACUUUUCAGUUUCCACCUGGAUCCUCAUCAAUGAGUUCUAGUCAGUCUCUGCAGCUGAGGGCUCAAGGUAGAGGAAUAAAUAACUUGCCCCAAGUGACCUACCAAUCAACAGGGCCAAAUAGCCAGGGCAAUAGAAUCUCUCCCCCGUCCCAGGUCCAUACUACUACUCAGCGGAAUCCUGUUCAAAACCGAGGACAACCAUCUCUGCAAACUUCUGGUCAGCAGUUGGCUCAGAAUCCAGGAGGUGGAUCUCAAGUUUCUUCUCCAAAAGCAGUUAGUAACAAAAGCUCUUUUGAAUCAGCAGAGACAGAACCUCUUUCAGAAUCAAACAAGUCUAAGGCUGCAUUGAUGGCAAAAGGAAAAGGCAGUGUUCAGGGUAGCGGACGGGGAUCCUUUUUGUAUGGUGGAGCUCAAGUUAUUGGGGCUUCUGGCAACCUAGGAAGUGGUCCUGGAGAUCAAAAUUUCCCUGCCUUCUUGCCAUUUAUGCAAUUUGCGGCCCAGCGUCCAGGUGGUAUUGGAGUUCCUGCUGUUGGCAUGGCCUUCCCGGGAUAUGUUGCCCAACCCCAAGUUGGUGGUUUAGGGAAUUCUGAGAUGACUUGGCUACCUGUUUUGGCUGGUGCUGCCGGAGCUUUGGGUGCUUCUUAUUGUUCGCCAUAUCUUGCUAUGGAUGGCUCUUAUCAUGCACGCCCAUCUGGACAGGCAUCUUCACCGGCUGCUGCUUCAAUCAAAGAAAAUAAUGCUGACAAGCCCAAUAACGAAUGGAAUCCCUCACAGAGGCCUGAGGUCUCAAAUGAUGAUUUUGUACAGCAACAAAAGAAGCCCAUCAGAUACUCAGAGAUGAAAUUUAACCAGUGAAGUUACUAGAUAGGUGGACCUAGUUUAAAUAAGCUAUCAAGUUGUACAUUUUCCCAAGCAAAGUAUUUCAUUUGUGGGUGUAGCAAAAUUUGAGUACUACUUAUGGUGCUGCAGGCCUCCUUCCACGCCCUCUGUUGUCUCCAGUUGUUGAUCUGGUGCACUUUGGGCUGCCAUUGUACUCUGAAGUACUUUAGGUAUUAUGUGACAAACACCCUCCUUAUGCUGCUUUAUUCAAAGAAAAACAACACAGCUUGACGGGUGGUAGUUCAAUAUUCUAAUAGGCGGUUCUUUUGGCUUGGUUUUUAUCAUGAAGCGUGUGAGAAGUGUAUCUGGCUUCUUGAAAAAAAUUUAUGGAAAAGAACAAGAUAUUGUUGUGCAGCAGCUGUUUGCUUCGUGAGACUAAGGUUUUUUGUUCUAUUGGAUGGUUUUGGUUGUCUUUUUUGGUUCAUUUUAUGAUUAGUUGUCGUAAUUUUUGAGAAAUUUACUAAUGGUGCGAGGGUACAUUUGGUGACUGGAUUCUUAUAAAGUGAGAAAAAAAAUUGUAUUUGCUAUAAUGUUUUGUAAUAUUAGUUUUGCUUACAAGGACUUGGUGGCUAUAUUACCUUGUUCAACCACGUCAGCAAAAUUUUCAAUAAUAUCACAUUUUAUAGUUGUUUUUGAAACUGGA